This is a messenger RNA of Diachasma alloeum, 1431 nucleotides long. RefSeq names its product histone chaperone asf1 (gene asf1). Bases 262 to 858 code for a protein of 198 amino acids. Gene Ontology annotation, biological process: DNA replication-dependent chromatin assembly. NCBI's taxonomy places the organism in Eukaryota, Metazoa, Arthropoda, Insecta, Hymenoptera, Braconidae. Gene Ontology annotation, cellular component: nucleus. The record is from RefSeq and is a predicted model, not a curated record. Gene Ontology annotation, molecular function: histone binding. The transcript has 3 exons.
GAUGUCACGAAUAUUUGCCGCCCAGCCGAUGUGCUCAGCCCGCCAAAGCCAGUUUUCGUUGAUCUCCCAGAGCUCAUGAGCCCAUUGUUCCGUUUCUCGGGCUAGACAAGCGAUUUAUUUCCGCCGAUUUGUCGUGAUUAGCUUCGGGAAUUACUCGACAUCCAGGGGAGACGGAAAUUAUCGGGGUUUUUGGUCAAAUAUUGGUGUUUGGUUGGCGUUUCGAGGGAUUUUUCACUUUUGAGGGUUCAUUCGGCCGAGAAAAUGGCUAAGGUGCAGCUGGCCAAUGUCGCGGUGCUCGAUAACCCGUCGCCUUUUCUCAAUCCCUUCCAGUUUGAGGUGACCUUCGAGUGCAUCGAGGAGCUCAAAGAAGAUCUAGAGUGGAAGAUGAUCUACGUGGGGAGCGCAGAGUCUGAAGAGUUUGAUCAGAUCUUGGACACCAUCUACGUGGGACCUAUCCCUGAGGGACGACACAUGUUUGUUUUCCAGGCUGAUCCCCCCGACGUGAGUCGUAUCCCAGUGAACGACGCCCUAGGCGUAACAGUGGUCCUCCUGACGUGCUCCUACAGAGGAAACGAGUUCGUCCGAGUCGGUUACUUCAUAAACAACGAGUACACAGACCCCGAGUUACGUGAGAAUCCCCCAGCCCAGCCCCAAUUCGACAAAGUCCAACGAAAUAUCCUCGGAGACAAGCCCAGAGUGACGAGAUUCAAGAUCAACUGGGACGAUGGUGUCGGCUCCACAACAAAUGGCAGCCAGGACGCCAUGGAGGACCACACAAUGGGUGACAGCACACAGGAGGCGUCAUCCUCGAAGCUAGGCUUUAGUGAAAAUACUCAAAACAGUAUGGAGGUCAUGUGAAACAAGAUUAACCACUCCUCUCGUCAUCUCCGGUGGACUAGACACUAUUUAAAAAUAAUUAUCCCGAUUAUCGAGGGACUCGAAAUAUUUAAAUACCAUUUUUGUUCAUUUUUUCUCUCGUUUCAUUCAUCAGAGUGAGCUAGUAUAUUCUGGUGUUCAUUAUUAAUUUCUAUCACCCCCUUUUUUCGUUGUUUUUUAGGACAAUUUUCCCCUGAUGUUCUCGUACAUUCUUCCCAACGGUUUUUGCCACUGAUAUUCGGCCACUAUUACUGGAAAUUCAGUGUAUGAAAGGAAUUUAAAAAUAAAGUGUUUGUAUAUUUUUUAGAAUAACGUGAGUGUUAAUUGAGAGAUAGUCGAUUAUUGCUGCUGGAAAGUGUCUCAAUGCAUUUUUCGAUAAGUUCAUUAAAAUAUUUUACUGAUUAGUUAUGGGUAAUUGUGACAGACUGCAUUUGAAUGUGAAAAUGGAGAAGUUGUGGAUUCAUUGUAGAGAGAUAAUUCGCCGUGUAAAUACACAUAAAAUAUGAUUAUCUUAAUGGAGGGAAUUAUAUAACACUUUUCUACGUAAAACAGGAA